AUUUCAUAUAUAUUUUUAAGUAAUGAGUGAACAAGAACAUUAAAUAACCAAGAAUCAAAACUAAAUCUUGUAAUCUACAGAAACUCAUAAUUCAAUGCAAUAAGAAGGUUCAAACUAGAUUUACACCUACAAGGCUCCUUGGUUGAUUUAUGCAAUGGGAUUUUAAUCUAAACCCAGUCCUUAAUCUCGUAUUGCAAUUGGCAGUAUGAUUGAAGAUAUUUAAAAUGAAGUAAAUAUCCUCUUAUUUUUAAAAGGUUUUUAUACUUCAACUAGACAAAGAACAAGAAACAUUUGGCAAAAAAGCUAAAUUCAAUCAUAGAUAUGCUCCAACCAAAGUUUUAUGGAUACCCGAUAUUGAAGGCAAAUAUCCUGAUUUAUUAGCAACAAGUGGAGAAAAUUUAAAGAUUUGGGAAUAUGAUGAUCAAAAUUCAUAAGUUAAGAUUAAGUGGGACUUAAAAAAUGUAAUUAAUAGAUAUUCUAAUAAAAUUAGACAAGUGAUUUUAAUGCUCCUUUGACUUCUUUUGAUUGGAGUUGUAAAUAACAAAAUUAUAUUGGAACUGCUUCUAUAGAUACAACAUGUACACUUUGGGAUAUUGAAAAAUAAACUGUAUUUACAUAACUUAUAGCUCAUGAUAAAGAAGUCUACGAUAUUUGUUUUAGUGUUGACCAUCAAAUUUUUGCAUCUGUUGGAGCAGAUGGUAGUUGCAGAUAAUUUGAUCUAAGGUUAUUCAUCAAUAUAAAUCUUUAGAGCUUUAGAUCAUUCAACUGUACUUUUUGAAACAGAAAAUAAUAACCCUAUAGUAAGAUUGGCUUGGAAUAAAAUGGACACUAAUUUUUUAGCUAUCAUAGAAAUGGAUGUUAAUUAUGUUACACUGUUAGAUACAAGGUAAAAAUUCAUUUUAAUUUAGAUAACCACUUUUACCUUUAGCCAAAUUAAAAAAUCAUAAAGAUUAUGUUAAUGCUAUUGCAUGGGCACCUGAAUCUACAACCCAUUUAUGUAGUGUUGCAGAUGAUUCUUCAGCAUUGAUAUGGGACUUUUCAGAACUUUAAAAUAAAUCAAAUGAUUCAAAUUCUAUAGGUAGUCUAUUUUAAUUAUUUAGAUCCACUGCUUGAAUACAAAGCAGAAAAUGAAAUAAGUAAUUUAUCAUGGUCAUUGACUAAAAUUGAUUAAGUGAGUAUUUGUUAUAAUAAAUCAUGUUAAAUUUUAAAUGUGUGA
This is a messenger RNA of Paramecium sonneborni, 1216 nucleotides long. Lineage: Eukaryota; Ciliophora; Oligohymenophorea; Peniculida; Parameciidae. The record is from the annotation of a GenBank genome assembly.